Molecule: messenger RNA, 1843 nt
Organism: Impatiens glandulifera
Lineage: Eukaryota; Viridiplantae; Streptophyta; Magnoliopsida; Ericales; Balsaminaceae
Product: ankyrin repeat-containing protein At2g01680
Exons: 3
Coding region: 101-1678 (525 amino acids)
Cellular component (GO): plasma membrane
Molecular function (GO): protein phosphatase regulator activity; protein phosphatase 1 binding
Source: RefSeq, a predicted model, not a curated record
GAGAGGAAAGAGGAAGGAGAGGAAGCACCAGAGACUUCCAAGUUCCAACUUCUCAUCCGAAAGACAGAAUAUUGACUUCCACGCAGAAUUCUCAGUCGAAAUGGACUCCAAGUCUCUCCCGUUCAUCACACGCCAAUCGUUAUUCUUCGCUGUCCGAUCUGGCGACCUCAACUCCGUGAAAUCCCUAUUUCAAUGUGAAGGUACUACUGAUCCAGCUUCCGUCUCCGCUCUCAUGGCGCUUCAGAACGACGCUGGUGAAACAGUUCUGUACAUAGCCUCCGAAAACAACUUUCUAGAUGUCUUCAGUUUCUUGCUCAAGUUCUGUGAUCUCCAGACUGUUAAGAUCAGGUCCAAAUCCGACAUGGAUGCUUUUCAUGUCGCUGCGAAUAGAGGCCACUUAGAAAUUGUGAAGGAGCUUUUAGCCAAGUGGCCAGAUCUAAGUCGAUCAUGCGACUCCUCAAAAACGAGCCCACUUUAUUCAGCUGCCGAGCAUGACCAUUUGGUUGUUGUAAAUGCUAUAUUAGAUACAGAUCCUACUGCUGCACAGAUAGUGAGAAAAAACGGAAAAACUGCCCUUCAUAAUGCUGCAAGGUAUGGACGUAUCCGAAUUGUAAAAGCCCUAAUUAGUAGAGAUCCAAGUAUUGUAGCCAUUAAAGAUAAGAAGGGACAAACAGCACUCCAUAUGGCUGUUAAAGGGCAAGACAUUAGUGUAGUUGAGGAAAUCUUGUUGGCAAAUUCUUCUAUACUCAAUGAACGUGACAAGAAGGGUUGUACAGCUUUACAUAUGGCUACAAGGAAGAGCCGCUCUCAGAUCGUGAGCCUUCUGCUGUGUUACACGUCAAUAGAAGUAAACGCUGUUAACAAAGAGAAAAAGACAGCCAUGGAUUUAUUGGAUAAACUCCAAUAUGGCGAACACAAAUCAAUAAUCACAGAAGUCCUAACCGAGGCAGGAGGAAAGAAUGCUAGACACCUAGGUGAAACCAACGAUGCAAUCGAACUAAAAAGAACCGUGAGCGACAUCAAACACGAAGUCCAUUCCCAAUUCAUUCAAAACGAGAAAACAAACAAACGAGUCUCCGGAAUCGCCAAAGAAUUAAAAAAGAUCCAUCGCGAAGCGGUUCAAAACACCAUAAAUUCCGUAACAGUCGUCGCGGUCCUAUUCUCCUCGAUUGCAUUCCUAGCCAUAUUCAACCUCCCCGGUCAAUACCAAACGACGGGAGAAGCCAAUAUAUCACAUACCCUCGCAUUCAGGGUAUUCUGUCUUCUGAACGCGACCUCACUUUUUAUAUCGCUAGCUGUUGUUGUCGUGCAAAUUACGUUAGUGGCCUGGGAUACGACUGCCCAAAGGCAGAUUGUUUCUGUUAUUAAUAAGUUGAUGUGGGCUGCUUGUAUGAGCACUUGCGGGGCGUUUUUAUCGAUUGCGUUUGUUGUGGUUGGGAAACAGAGUUCUUGGAUGGGGAUAACUGUCACGGUUAUGGGAGUGCCCAUUCUUGUGGCGACUAUUGCUAGUUUGUGUUAUUUUGUCUUUAGACAGCAUUUUGGGGGGUUUAGGAGUGAUUCUCAUAGAAGGAUUAGAAGGGCAAGUGGAAGUAAGUCUUUCUCUUGGUCACAUUCGGUUAAUAUUUCGGAUUUGGAAGAAAAUAGUUCGGAUCGGGAAAAGACUAUAUAUGCCCUUUGAAGGACCUAUGGGGCUGGGUGUAUUUGUGUAAUUACUCAUCAACGUUUUGGUGAUAUUGGUGUUGUGACUUGUGUUUUAUUCCUCGAUGUAUUAUCACUGUAUAGGUUUUGUAUUUAUUCUAAUUCAGAAAAUAAAUUUAAUUGAUAUUAUAUAAUAGAGUCAAUU